This is a messenger RNA of Kalmanozyma brasiliensis GHG001, 3177 nucleotides long. RefSeq lists its product as uncharacterized. Lineage: Eukaryota; Fungi; Basidiomycota; Ustilaginomycetes; Ustilaginales. The record is from RefSeq and is a predicted model, not a curated record. The coding region runs from base 1 to 3177 and encodes 1058 amino acids. The transcript has a single exon.
AUGUCUUCACCACAUGUGCCACCACUAGCACUCAGCUCGCCCUCGCGCAACAUCUCGGCCGCGUCCUCCUCCCUUCGAGCUCCAUCCAGGAUAGCCUUGCUUCAGGCGCGCAGAUCCUACCUCGAUGAUUCCGCGCUCUCCCCGCAAGAGUAUCUCGUCUAUCUCUCCAGCUUCAACAGUAUCAAGCCCGCUCCCAGCGGUCAGCCUGAUCUGAUCGACGAGCAGGAUGGUCUGCGCUACCUUCGCGAAGAGUGCGGCAUGUCCAUGGCAGACGAACUCGAGAUCUUGCCUCUCUUCGAACGCACACCGCUCGGCCUUGGCUCUGGUCACUUUUUUGCCAUGCUUCGACUUGUAUCCUGGGCUCAGCAGGGCAGAUCAGCGACCAAAGAUCUCAUUUUUACCCAAACAAAGCCUGCGCGCAUCGCUCUGCCCAAGAAGGUCACCCCACCACAAAGUGCAUCCGCAGUCUCUUUCGGCAAUGUGCAGCAGAUCACUUCACCGGGUCCAAGGAGCUUGACGGCAGGUCCAUCAUCGCUCAUCACCGCCCAACCCAACUCGGUCAAACUGCCUCCACCACCAAAGCCCGAAGCUAGCACCAAGCCUCUGCUGACCCCAGUACGCGAAGAAGCACCGGUCAACCUCAACGAGAUGGACGAAACCGCGCAGGCAGGCCACAUGAAGCCGCCGCCCGCAGUACCCGCCAAGCCGCAGAUGCCAAAGCUCGUCGCACCCAAGGCCAAGGUCGCCAAUCCCAACAUCCCGCUCAACCUGGAGGAUCUGCAGCGGAAGCCCAUGCCAAUGCCGCCCUCCGCGAGCGCCAAUCCGUUCCGCGAUGGGGCAGCCUCGACAUCCAACUACGUCAGCGGGUCCGGCUACGCCGUCGCCGUAGGUGCUACGCCCAUCACACCGGCCAACAUCUCGACGCCUUCCGACGCGCUUCGCGGCUUCGAUCCGGCGCCCAACCCGUUCAAGCAGAGCAAGCCGCGCAUCGUCAAGCCCACCCCAGUACGUGCCUCUUCACCAGCCUCGAAUCCCUUCCGCAACGGCACACCUGCUAUGGCAGCGCAGUCCCACUUCCCCAAGGUCGUGUUCGAUCAGGUCGACGACGCUUCUUCGCAAGCCAGCAGCUCGCGCUCGCGGCAGCAGCAUACCCAUCAGCCCGAUCGCCUCGGAGCCGGCUCGCCGCCAUUGCCACCACGACCCGGGGACCGCAACCCGCCGCCUCUGCCGCCGAGACACAUCAGCCCGCUCAUUCAAGCCGGUCUCAACGCACGAAGCGAAGUGCGCAAAGCGCAGGAGUCGCUCCCGCCCAAGUUCUUCACUGUGUUGCAGUCGUCUGCGGCCAAACACGGCGGGCAAGCGCCUGCUCGUUUGUUGAAUGGUCAGAAAGCACCGCCAGAGGUGGCAGCCGUCGCGACACACGCCAAGAAGCGGUCGAUCUCGGGCACGAAGUCUCUUUUGGGAGGCGGAAGUACACUCGGUGGACACCCUUUGCAGCGCAGAGACUCGCAGCAGUCGACCUCGGACGUGGCACGCAACGACACCGAGCUCGGCCUCCACGCUCGUCGCGCAUCCGCCGCCAGCCACCUCCACCGCAGUAUGGGCGGGGACAGCGAGGUGGGCGCCGGAAGCUCGAUGGUUUCCCAUGGAGUUUUGCACCAACAACAGCAGCGCACCGUGCCCACGGUUGCACCAAAAGCGAUCUACCCCAAGAAGGCCGGUUCCGCCAACGGCGAAGAUUCGUCUGCUGUCAAGGUCAAGCCUACGCUCCCAUCGUGGCUGAAAGAGCAGGAGGAGUUGCAGCGAGAAGCGCUCGCGUCGGGAUCAGAACCACCUCCGCCUCCACCCAUCCAGCCAACCGAAGGGGGUGUUCGCGGUCGCGCAUCGCGAACCGUCGUGGACGACCUCACAGACUCCGCGGAGGCCAUGUCGGACGAAGCCGCUGCCGCCAACGCCGCCUCGAUCGACCGACACAACCCAUUCUUCCCGCCGCACCACCGGGAUGAGAUCCGCAGCCCCGACGCGGCGCUGGACGACAGCCAGGUGAGCAGCAACGCCCGCGCUCUCGGUCGCUCCAAAACUGUCACUGGGACCACACGUCCCAUCCCACCACGCCGCCCCCGCCCAGCCGGUGGGGACGUCGACAGCACCCUCGCCGACGAUGGCGGCGCUGGCGGCUCGCAAGUCUCGUCCAACGCGCACUGGGGCCAUUCGCUCGCAUCUGGCGUCCACGCAGGUUUCAAACCCAACAAGGAACCCAAGAACAGCGGUGGCUUGCGUCUCGUCCCGCCUUCGAAACAGGCCAAGAUGCUCAACAUCGCUUCGGCGGAACAGCUCGAGCAGGAGGGGAUUCGACCUGCGACCGAACUGCGCAAGGUGAGCGGCACGUCUGCUGACGACUCGCCGUCUACGGCCAAUGGCGGGGCGGUCGCCGUGUCGGAGAAUUCCUCUGCGAAUGGUGGACCUAUGAGCCCGACCACGCCGUCUGCAGGGUACCCGUCCUACAUGCGCCGCCAGGGUUCGCUGGGCACGACCAUCCGGGAGAAGGUGUCCGACAUGCUGCGCCUGCAGGACCAACCACCCAAAGGCCAACGCGGCGUCGACCUCUUCGUGCAGGACGUGAACAACCUGGUCAACAAGAACGAGUGGCUUUCGCGCAAGCGCGAUUCCUUUGUUCGUUCAUCCGGCGGACGAGAACGGGAGCGUCUCAUCCAGUCUCGCGAGGACGACUUCGAGGGCGAGGCGGACCGGGACGACGACACGCCGCACCCAGACACAGAUCCCACCAACGACCCGUUUGAAUCCGACACGCAUCACUCCGCUGUCAACCCUCACGCGCACCAUCCUCCCCCACAACACCCCUCCGGCCUCCGCCGCAGUGGGUCGCUCAACCCCAAACGCUCGUCCUCGUACAACUAUCCUUCGGCGCCAUCACCGCCUCAAACCACCCAAACCCCGACCACCAAUGCGGGAAGUCGGAGGUGGAGCUCCUUCCACCACCCACCCAACUCGACCAGCCAGCUGCACAGCCACUCGUCGACCUUCCUGAAAGGUGACGGGUUGAGAGGGAGUGCAGUGGACGAGGAGGAUGCGGACGAGGAGGCGUUUGUUAGCGUCGCGCAGCGCGUGCGCGACGUGCAGGCGGCGGGCGCCAACGACGGGUAUAGGCAGCUGUGA